ACCAUGUCAGGUCGAGCGGGAGCGGAUGGCUUGCUCUGGCGCGGCUAGCCAUUCCUACUAACGAAGCGAGCCGUCGCUCAUGUGUCCGAUAUGCUCGCCACAGCCAAUCCAUGACUCUGCCGGCUACCGGUGCCACCGACGAUGCAGCCAGGGUGCCGCCGCGAUUGAGCACAAGCCGCCUCGGGAAAGACCGAGUGCCGCAAGGUGCCAUUGGCCGUUAUCUGUUAUCCCUUCUUCUUCUCUCUACACCCGGCAACGUGAGAACGGGCCCUCGCGGCACCUUACAGCCCGGACUGGAAACAUGGUCGGGACGUGUAACGGUAACGGCGUCGAAUCGCUCGUCGUCAGACCCGCCCCUCCCGCAAAAGAGAUGCACAACACCGCGUGUACACGCGCCUAGUCUCUUCGCCUUGAAAAUGCUCGACGACGACAAGGGAAUCGUCAUCCCCAUAGUGGUAUGUCCCCGACAAACGGGGCCGGUCGUGGAUCCCGCGCGCCGAGGGCCGACACCCGCCCCCUGCCUGAACCAUCGCCCGGACGGCUGUCGGCCGGGGACGAACAACUGCACACCGUCAAGAUGAUGCGGGUCGCAGAGCUUUCGCCCGCAUCGCCCACGUCCGCCGACGACGCAUGCCAAGUCCUUCUCCGCUAUCCACGAUCCACUCCUAGGGCACUAGAGGCAUCAUGUUGGUCGCCCAAGGGCCUAGCCAGCUCGGCAUCACAC
Messenger RNA from Colletotrichum navitas, 724 nucleotides. RefSeq lists its product as uncharacterized. Bases 111 to 581 code for a protein of 156 amino acids. The transcript has a single exon. The record is from RefSeq and is a predicted model, not a curated record. Lineage: Eukaryota; Fungi; Ascomycota; Sordariomycetes; Glomerellales; Glomerellaceae.